AUGGUGAUGUCCAGUGGUUCUACUGUAGUCUACCUGAGCAGACACAUGCGUCGUAUGGUAGCAAAUGGACAGUCCCUCUCUGGUCCACGGUUCAGUGGUCAGGUGAGGGUCGCCGUCAUCUGCAUAAUACAGGGAGUCCUGUACAUGUUCUGUGCCGUCUGGAUUAUGCUGUGUUCAGGCAGAGAGCAGCGCACAUCUGGCUCAGAGCAGCUCAGUGCUGCAAAGCACCUCAAGUACAACAGUCUGAACCAGGAGGAUGAUGCUGAAGCUCAGAGCAGAAGACCAGGACUCUGGAUCAAACAACCUCUGAAGCUUCUCCUGGGCUCCUUGAUUUGCUGUACAAUACUAUACCUGAUGUCAUUUUUUGUGAUGCUCUUUUCUCAACUACUACCUGGAAAGGUUGCUCAAAUCCCAUAUGUGGUGGCGAACUGCAGUCUGACCUCUAGUAUGACCUCCUCUGUUUGGCUGAACUUCUUCUACUACACCCAGGUUGUACCUGCACGGAGAGCUCUCUUCAUCUGGAUUAAGAAGAAUAUCAAAUCCAUCAUUUACUGCAUUUGGCUUGUUGACAGACUUUACAGUGUGUUGGAUUUUACUGUCGAGUUUAUAGAGAGUUAUCGUACUGAUGGAUUUGGAUCCAGCACCAAUUUCACAACGGGUCAUGAUUUACAUUCGUCUAAAUUAUGGUUGAAUAUAUUAAUCAUUGCGGUUUGCAUGGUGAAGGCCAACUUUGUUUUCUGUCUGUGUGUUAUGGUGAUGUCCAGUGGUUCUACUGUCGUCUACCUGAGCAGACACAUGUGUCGUAUGGUAGCAAAUGGACAGUCCCUCUCUGGUCCACGGUUCAAUGGUCAGGUGAGGGUCACCGUCACCGGCAUCCUACAGGGAGUCCUGUACAUGUUCUGUGCCGUCUGGAUUAUGUACAUGUUUAUUACUGAUAACAGCUUCAUGUCCAUCGGUCUAUUUACCUAUUUAACCAUCAUCAACUUGUACAUGUCAGGCACUACGUUCAACCUGGGAGCUGGUCAGGCUGUGUUCAGGCAGAGAGCAACACACAUCUGGCUCAGAGCAGCUCAGUGCUGCAAAGCACCUCAAGUACAACAGUCUGAACCAGGAGGAUGA
Messenger RNA from Sebastes umbrosus (honeycomb rockfish), 1119 nucleotides. RefSeq lists its product as uncharacterized. Gene Ontology annotation, biological process: G protein-coupled receptor signaling pathway; sensory perception of taste. The record is from RefSeq and is a predicted model, not a curated record. Lineage: Eukaryota; Metazoa; Chordata; Actinopteri; Perciformes; Sebastidae. The transcript is spliced from 3 exons. Gene Ontology annotation, cellular component: membrane. Gene Ontology annotation, molecular function: G protein-coupled receptor activity. Bases 1 to 1119 code for a protein of 372 amino acids.